Antechinus flavipes (yellow-footed antechinus) is the source of this 935-nucleotide messenger RNA. RefSeq names its product zinc finger protein 575 (gene ZNF575). The coding region runs from base 119 to 886 and encodes 255 amino acids. The transcript has 3 exons. The record is from RefSeq and is a predicted model, not a curated record. Lineage: Eukaryota; Metazoa; Chordata; Mammalia; Dasyuromorphia; Dasyuridae.
CCCUUCCCCGCCAGGCGCUGGCGAUGCGACGCGACCACGGGCACGAAAGGGUUAACGAACCCUCCAUGGACCCGGAGCGAGCCUGAGCCCCGGAACCGGCUCCAGCCCCCCUGGCAUCAUGCUGGAGCGAGGGGAGCAAGGGCCUGGGGGCAGAGGCAGGAGCCCUUCUGCAAAGGAAUCAGUUACCAACGGAGGGGCCUCCGGCAAAGCCUCCAAGCCAAAGCGGAGCCCGGCAGCUGCGGCCGAGCGCCCCGGUCCGUCCAGGGCCCGCCGCCCACCGCCCCUCCAGCGCCCGCACCGCUGCCCGGACUGUGACAAGGCCUUCUCCUACCCCUCCAAGCUGGCCACCCACCGCCUGGCUCACGGCGGUGCCCGCCCACACCCCUGCCCUGACUGCGACAAGGCCUUCUCCUACCCCUCCAAGCUGGCCGCCCACCGCCUCACCCACAGCGGUGCCCGCCCCUUCCCCUGUCCGGACUGCCCCAAGGCUUUUGGUCACCGAUCCAAGCUGGCUGCCCACCGCUGGACCCACUCGCCGGCCCGCCCCUACCCCUGCCCAGACUGCCCCAAGUCUUUUUGCUACCCCUCCAAGCUGGCCGCCCACCGACACACCCACGCUGGCGGCACUCGGCCCUACCCCUGCCCACAGUGCCCCAAGUCCUUCUGUUACCCCUCCAAGCUGGCAGCCCACCAGCGGCGCCACGCCCCCACUGCCGCCGGAGCCCCUAUCCCGGCCGCCCCCACGCCCGCCGCCCCAGCAGACCCUCAGCACCGCUGCCCCAGCUGUGACCAAACCUUUGGCCAGCGCCGCCUCCUGGCCCUUCACCAGCGCAGCCACCGAGGAGAAGGGAAGGCUGGGAAGGGAGGAAAGGGGGAGCGGGCCUGAACCCUGCCCCAGGCCCUCGCCUGCUGCCAAUAAAGAGACGCUUUCUACA